Trypanosoma theileri is the source of this 360-nucleotide messenger RNA. RefSeq lists its product as uncharacterized. The record is from RefSeq and is a predicted model, not a curated record. The transcript has a single exon. NCBI's taxonomy places the organism in Eukaryota, Euglenozoa, Kinetoplastea, Trypanosomatida, Trypanosomatidae. Bases 1 to 360 code for a protein of 119 amino acids.
AUGCAGGAAGGAGUUCCCAAUCGGAAGGUUAUAGUUCACCAUAAAAUGGUGGGGAUGCCAAUUUUUGACGACCAAUUUGUUUGUGACUCCGGUUUAGAACUUUAUGCGGUAGUUCAAAAAAUUAUAAAUUCUCAUGGUGGAACAACCGGUGAAGGGUUUCGCAUGUGGCUUACUCGUGUUGAACCAGGGCUUAUUGUUCGAAAUUUCCGUCAAACAAUUCAUGAAGCCUUUUCAUUAGAACAUGAAGUGCCAUUAGGAACAUCUGUAAUAGGUGAAACUGCUGAUUAUAAUGUAACUGUUUAUUAUGAUUUUGGUUCUCUUGAAACUUCGUGCCCUUUGCUGAAAUUACAUGUGGGGUGA